UCAGCAUUUUCACAGAUGUCCCACGCCUACACACACAAGUGGCUGAAUAAUUCCGACAAGCUUGGAACAUUAAAACAAAUAAAAUUGCUUGUACAACCAAACAAAAAACAUAGUGUGGAAAUCAUCAACAAUUUCUGCAACAUAAUGUUGCCUUCGUGGUCAGUUAUUGUGAGCAUUGUGACACUUGUAAAUUUAAUAAUACCACCCUUUAUUGACGUCAGCGCUGGUACGUCUGCCCUAAAAAAUCCUCUCUUUGCAAGCGGAGUGAGGUUCUGGACGCCAUUAAGAAUUAUUUGGAACGGGACGACUUCUCAGAAAUGAUUACGAAGCCACUCGUUCGCGCAAACCCGAUCGCAUUUUGGAACAAUGUGAUUCAAAUUGACGAUAUUUGUAACUCACGUGAAGCCAUAUUGUUGCAGAAAUAUUGUUACGAUUUUCCCAACGUGGUGAAGAAAGUGCUCAUUGACACGGUCCAGAUAAGUUUAUGGAUUGGGCUUGAGAUUUAUCAUUGGCCGUAUCUCUCAGAUUGGGUUUCCUUUGGGUCUGGGGAUUUGGUCUUCUUUGGUCUUACAUCUGGGAAACGACCUUUGCACUACUGCCAACUGGUUAACCCAGUUCCACCAGAGGAAGGCGAUUUUGAGUACGGGUAUCUUAAUUCCGUUCUGGAAAAUUUGCUGAAACCGAAACGUGUGGACAAAUUCGAUGAAAGAGUGAACUUCAGUUUUGCAGUGCGACAUCGUUUCCAGAAAGAUGCAGAAAAGGAAAAGGUCGACAACGAAUUGAAAUACAUGCUGGGGAAUGUGACAUUGGGUCUUCGCAAUUUAACAGCAGAUGUUCAUAACCUGACCCUGCGGGUGCAAAAUUUAACCGACGUAGUAGCGGUUGUAGUUGACCGGAUCAAUUACCAUCACAAGGACCACCCAUCUGGCCAAUUAUCUGGCGUGAGUGAUGCAGUAUCAGGCUUUUCCAACUGCACUUCAACCUGCAGUGAACUUAACAAGAGGCAUCUCGGUACUUAUGAAAACGAUCACAUUAUCGAUUGCUGCCGGUUGUCAUACAAAUAUCAGGAGGGACGCUGUGAAAAUAGUAUCCCGAAGUGUUCAAAGCCGAAGGAUGGUGCCUCACACAGCUAUAUUCCUGAUUGUAACAAGCAUUGUGAAGGAAAGGCCACCUAUUACAAAAGUUCUGACAUUCGGGAUUGCUGUAGCAAGCACGACUUCCCCUCAGGAGUGUGCGAUGAGUAUAUGCACACAGUUUGCUGGCAUUACUCGUAUGGAUUUUAGGUACAAUUUUUCAUCAAUUUAUACAUAGUACAUUUUGUAAACGAGUUGAUUUAUUUACUCAGAAUUUCAUAAUAAAUAUUUGCACAUGAAAACAUGUCGGUUUAAAAAAAAAUUUAUCAGUGCGUUUAACAUAACAUAGUGCGGGAUACCUGUAGAUAAGUUUAAAUAGGUUAUCGACAUACAGGCAAACGGACGGAUAAGACAGGUGCAGAUACUUUGAAUCGGAGCUUAAUAAUUUUUUCCUGAUUUUCAUGCAUCUAUAAAAAACACCUUUCUGAGGCUCGGACACGACAGGACGAAAUGAGAUCGACAGAUAAACAAUCUUUUGGUGUCACAAAUUUAUUUGGUGUAUUUUUUUGUUCUUACUAAAAUUGAAGUUAAAUUAGUUGGAGGUAAAUCCUCACGCCCCGAUGGCCCAUUAAUAGCUACCCUUAUAUUUUUUUCGGAUUUCAAACUUGUAUGGCGUAUAGAGGGUGUCCAAAAAAGUUUCUGCCGAUGAGUUUUCAUCGUGUUUUUGGUUGCUAGCUUUUACAUUUGUGAGUUUUGUUGCGCAACUUUUCUUUGCAAUAUCAUACUGUAGGUAAAGUCUCAUCGCAAGCACAGGGUCAGAUGUUAUGUUCAAAACAUUAAUUCGCCUG
Molecule: messenger RNA, 1921 nt
Organism: Folsomia candida
Lineage: Eukaryota; Metazoa; Arthropoda; Collembola; Entomobryomorpha; Isotomidae
Exons: 7
Coding region: 318-1283 (321 amino acids)
Source: RefSeq, a predicted model, not a curated record